This is a messenger RNA of Varanus komodoensis (Komodo dragon), 3048 nucleotides long. It is a transcript of the gene CTSC, whose product is annotated as cathepsin C. Gene Ontology annotation, cellular component: lysosome. The record is from RefSeq and is a predicted model, not a curated record. Bases 377 to 1966 code for a protein of 529 amino acids. Lineage: Eukaryota; Metazoa; Chordata; Lepidosauria; Squamata; Varanidae. Gene Ontology annotation, molecular function: cysteine-type endopeptidase activity. The transcript is spliced from 7 exons.
GACCCGAUUUACCGAGGGGGGUUGGCGAUCCCGAUCCUCCUGCGCUUACGCUAGAGUAACAAGAAGAAAAACCGAAAGGAAGACACAGCGGCUCGACGAAUCCGUGCCCCGGCCGUGGCCAGCAGCGCCUGCGGAGGCUCACGAGAGGUCCUGAGGCUGACCCGCCCAGGCAAAGGCGCAGCCCCGCGGGGGAAGGAAGGAGAGUUUCGGGCGGCGGGCGAGGGGAGGCGCCGACCCCAACCUCGGCUGCCGGGGCCGGUCCUCUUCCACCUGUGACACGUGGCGAGGGCGGGCCUGGGGAGCGAUUUAAGCCCGGCGCGAAGGGCGGCCUCCCUCCGCCCUUGCUCGCCUUCCUCGGCGCCGUCGCUGCCCGCCCAUGCCAGGAGUCUCGGGGCGGGCGGCCGUUCCGCGCGGAGCCAUGGCGCGCAGCCUCCUCGCUCUCUCGCUGCUGCUGCUGCUGCAGCUGCAGCUCCGGCCGUGCUCGGCCGACACCCCGGCCAACUGCACGUUCGCGGACCUGGAGGGCACCUGGGUCUUCCAGGUGGGCCGGGGGCGAGGCUACCCGUCCCGGUACAUUAACUGUUCGGAAGUGGGUCAGAGCAAGAAAAAUGGCCGCCAGGAGGGCCACUGCCAGACGGUACUGAGAAUCCUGCACCAGAUGGACCAAGGUUCUGACACUGUGUACUGUGCUGAAGCUGCUGUUCCCCCCAGCGGGCGCAAUGGGCUGCUGACGGACCCAAGGGUGGUCCAGCCUAGAAUUAACCAUUCUUCUCUAGCAGGAUUGCUGUGGUCCACAUGGCGAUGCCCGGAACUGAACCUUGGUUCUUUUUUCUUGGAAGUCUUGAUCUGCAUUCAUUUCUUGCAUGCUUGCCUUUCUUGCUCCCAGUAUAAACAAGAUGGCUCCAAUAUCACCAGUUACUGCCACGAAACUCUACCAGGAUGGGUGCAUGACGUGCUGGGUCACAACUGGGCCUGUUUCACAGGACAGAAGAUCUCCCCGCCGGGCUCUGGGGUGCGAGUACAGCAGCUGCCUCUUCGGCAGCCCUUUGGAAGCAGACCUCCGCAGAAGCUCUACGAAACCAACGACGACUUUGUGAGAGCCAUCAACUCUGUUCAGAAAUCGUGGAGGGCAAAAACCUACAAGGAAUAUGAAGGCCUUACCCUAGAAGAUCUCAUCCGGAGAGCUGGAGGGUUACAUUCCAGGAUUCCCAGUAGGCCAAAGCCUGCUCCUUUGACUGCUGAAGUAAUCAAAGAAGCUUCUUCUCUGCCAGAAUCCUGGGACUGGAGAAAGGUGAAUGGUGUUAAUUAUGUCAGCCCAGUACGAAAUCAAGCUUCCUGUGGCAGCUGCUAUGCAUUUGCUUCAAUGGGCAUGCUGGAAGCCCGGAUUCGUAUCCUCACCAAUAAUUCUCAGACUCCAAUACUGAGUCCACAGCAGGUUGUUUCCUGCAGCCAGUACGCUCAAGGUUGUGAUGGCGGAUUCCCUUACCUCAUUGCUGGAAAAUACACUCAGGAUUUUGGUGUGGUUGAGGAGUCAUGUUUCCCUUAUACAGGCACUGAUUCUCCUUGCACUUUAAAGCAUGGCUGUUAUCACUACUACUCCUCCGAGUACUACUAUGUUGGGGGAUUUUAUGGAGGGUGCAACGAAGCCCUGAUGAAACUCGAACUGAUCAAGCAUGGCCCCAUGGCGGUGGCUUUUGAAGUGUAUAGUGACUUCAUGCACUACAGAGGAGGCAUCUACCACCAUACCGGGCUGAUGGAUCCUUUCAACCCCUUUGAACUGACCAAUCAUGCUGUCUUACUCGUGGGUUACGGCAGUGAUCAGGUUACUGGUGAGCCAUUUUGGAUAGUGAAGAACAGCUGGGGAGAAUCCUGGGGAGAAGAGGGUUACUUCAGGAUCCGUAGAGGCACUGACGAAUGUGCGAUCGAAAGCAUUGCGGUGGCUUCCAUUCCAAUUCCACGAGUGUAGCCCUGGUGGAAUUUAGGCAACACCCUCUCAGGAAUCCACAGUGUUCUCAUACACACGUCCUGAAUUCUAGUAGGGAAUAUUACUGUCUUGCUUCUACAGCUUAAAAGAAUGAGCUUUAAUAAAAGCAUCCAGGGAAAAGUAAGCAUAUAUUUGUAUUGCUCAAAGGAUUUUAAAAUGAGGGUCUUGGUAGGUAGAAGACUGAGGCUUGGCACACCUGAGUUCAGUAGCUGCUCACCUGGGAAGUUUUCUGGGUGACCUUGGCCAGCCCAAAGGAUUCAGCUAAACUAUGGUCAAGAUAGUGUUGCUGUGGUUUUGUGUGACUGGCUGACAAGUUGGAAUUAGAAGCCAUGGCUUGUAAGGUAUCUGUAAUGUAAUGUAAUGAUGCCUGAACUGACAAGCAGCAGUGACGGGCUUAUCCGCUGGAGGCUGCUGUGCCAUCAAAGGGGAAUCCUGAACAGGGAGGAAAUACAGCAGCUUGAUCAUGUGCUUGGAAGUUCAUCACAUGGUAUGGGUUGCAAACCAUGGUUUCUGCCAACAACAGUUUAAUGUGCUUGAGCUGAGCCUAUCUUUUAGCCUAACCUAGCAGGUUUCUUAGGAUUAAAUGGAAUACUCUCAUGAAUGUCAUUUUGCGCUGCUUGGAGGAAGGAUAUGAUACCAAGUAAUUUUGAUGUUUACAAUCUUAACUGUAAAUUCUUCAGAAGUGACCUUUUUUAAAAACUGUGGAUGGUCAAUGCAUUGUUUGCCAUUAUGUCUUUCCUCACUGAACAGACUUUUUAUACUUAUGCCAAAAACAUUUCUUAAAUCUGUUACUUGAUUUGAUUUUUAAUGCAGUGCCUUAUAGGAAGUAUGAAGAAAUUUGAAUGUAGAAGAUACAUGUAAAUGCGUAACACAUGAUAAUAUUAUGCGGUGAUUUUUUUAAAGGGAAGCUCCAAUGUUUUUCUUUAGCAAAACAUUAUGUCAAGAUUCAUGUUUAGUGGCACGCUUAUUAUUCUGCACUUGUCUUGCUUCAUUUGGUUUUUAAUUUUGGACUUAAUUCUGAAAUAAAGAGGUCCUCAGCUGUUGCUGAGGAAGUUCUUCAGCCA